Molecule: messenger RNA, 3255 nt
Organism: Phytophthora infestans T30-4
Lineage: Eukaryota; Oomycota; Peronosporomycetes; Peronosporales; Peronosporaceae
Exons: 3
Coding region: 1-3255 (1084 amino acids)
Biological process (GO): chromatin remodeling
Cellular component (GO): cytoplasm
Source: RefSeq, a predicted model, not a curated record
AUGGCGGAGGUGGCGGUGUAUGUGGAGCUGUGCACGCGUCUGUCACGUUUUGUGCAACUCCAGCCCAGUAGCGCUCAUUGCAAGGAGCUUCAAGAGGUUCUAGACGAGUUGGUGGCUCUCUAUGAACGCGUGGAUGUGCCCGAGAAGCGAGCUGCUCAUACGCCGAUGGUGGGAUUCGCGGCUAUGGACGAUCUGGUAUUGCUCUCGCUGCACAAACUGCUUAGCUCCUUCGUGCUUAAUGCCUCAUCUGUGGCACUUCAAGAACGAGCAUUUAGGGCGUUUGCUAGUGUGCUGCGGCGUUGUAAGCCUCGCAUGCGAGGAGAUAAUCCUGGGCAGGUGCACCGCCGGCUGAGCUUCGUGCAAAGCUGUGUUUUCUAUCUGCCACCACCACCGGAGGCUGAUGAUGAUAACGAAGAAGUUCCGGGCAGUUUGACACUUGCUUCUCAGCCAGAGGAGUUGAGGCUUGCCAUUCUGAAGAGUCUCCUGGAGUUAUUGGAGGACGAAGGGCAAGAAAGGCAGGCAAUGCUGCUUCAAGUGGACCAGCAGCACUUCUUCGCGUACUUAGUAGCGUCGCUGUUGCAUGUAGCACGACGAGAACGGUGUCGAGAAGCUGCAUUGCAAGCGAUUCAGGUGCUUAAGUGCGUGUUGUUCUUCAUUCGCGACCCCCACACCCUCCGACAAUACUUGCCUGGUGUCGCUGCUGGUUUGUGGAAGAGCGCAAAUGCACCGCAACAGGCAUCCAAGGUAGUUGCUGCAGCAUUAAACUGUUUAUCUGCAGCAUUGGAUCUUUGCAUCGGUGAUGAACAUUUGCCAGAAGAUGGAGCAUGGCUGCAGACCACAGCUAUAAAUCUAGAUUUACUGCUUUCCCGGAUGUUCGCGGCCAGCGCCACAGCCGUUGCUGCUGGAACCAGCACUGGCUUACCGCGCUCUUCUUGGCGAGUUCGCUGUGCACUUGCACGACUGUGUGGUACAGUGAUGCUCCAGUGUCGACAAGCGCUCCAAAUCUCUUUCUUUCGAUGUUACGAUGAACUUCUAGUCCUUCGAGGUGAUGCAAUCGCAGAGGUUGCUAACGAAGCGGACAAGGUGCUUCAGAACUUACAAAUGUCGGCGUUGUCUUCCGAAGAGCGUUUACGCGUGUUACCAGAAAUGGCUGAUCGUUUCCAAAUGCUGCUUUCCACUCUUGUGCUCAAAGUUGCGACUGAGCACGAGGCAACUAAAGUUCAUUUUGUGCGCACUCUUCGUGGCUACCUGGCAUUUCUAGGAUCGAGCUUGACCCCGUAUCUCGACGCGUCUAUGGAGAGUAUCUACACCUCUCUGUGUCGUGUGGUAUCAUUUGCUGCGCUUGACAUCGAGCUGGUUGUCCACCAAAAGUUUUCCAGUGAACCACAGGCGGACAAAGGCAACGGUAAUAGUGUCGUGGUCUCACAAUUCCAGAAGAGACUGCGCUACUUCAAUGAGGAAGCGUCAGUUCAAGAUGUGUUGGCGAUGUUGCGCGACAUCGGCGCUGUCUCAACCCCAGCGGGCUUCAUUGACAGCGCUUUCAUGUUAUUAUCUGGGGCUUCCACAGGAUCGGGAAGAGCAGAAGUUGUGCUGGUUUUGAACGAGUUCUUACGCGCUUACUGCUCGAGCGAGGGGAGCAGCAAUGAAACGAUGGAUGUCCAUCUUAUUGGCCGUAUUUUGGAGGAUUUACUGGCGCUGGAGGCUUGGGAAGAGCACAAUUCGCCAUCGAUCCACAGCUCCAGUAGAGCACUUGUAUCGCAGCGUGCGCUCAUGGUUGAAUGUGUCGGUGUGUGUGCCGAAAUCCUUGGCGCUGAGUUUAGGAUAUUCCUGCUGUAUGUGCUGUAUCCGUUAGUUGAACAAUUAGGAUCACACAGUGUGGAAGUGGAGCGUGCCGCUUUAGCUGCGUUGGAGAAGGUCUACUUUUUCACGGGCUACGAAUCCCUCGAGGCCCUUUUCCAGGCCAACAUGGACUACUUCGUGGAUUCUUUAUGCGCUCGGCUUGAACAAUUAGAUGCGUAUCCGAUGACGGCGUACGUCGUGGAGGCAUUACUGCGACACACUCGAUUAGCGUCUUUGCCUCUGGUCCAUGAAGUAGCAUCGUCACUGCUACGUAGCGUUGAUUUAUACCAGGACUCGCCUUACGUCGAUGGUUUAUUACGCGCGCUCAAGAAUCUGCUCGAUAACGACGAGACUGAAAAACAGACUUCGUCUCGCUCUCUUCUGAGCAAUUUCAUUCACGAGAUGAAGGUGUUGGCAAACGAUGGUAUAGAUGCUCUCGAUAUUGAAGCCGACGAAGAGAACGAAUCCGUCCCUGAAACACCAGAAAUGCCAAGUGUGAAAGGUGCGAUGCCGUUGGAGUAUGAUGCAAUUCAGGCCAACACUCGAGAGGACAAUCAAGACAACGAUGAAGACACUUCAGGCUAUCGAGCACUCGUCAUCGAUAUCAUGGACAGAUGUGGCUAUUUCCUGGUGGAAUCCGAUCCAAUCGCGUGCUGUCUGGUGUUAUCUUUGAUCCGGGAGGGUGUGCGAUUCCUCUCACAACACCAAAGACAGCUAUUGCCUCUUGUCGCUCGGAUGUGGCCCGAGUUACUACCUCGACUACGUGUUGAGAACCGCGCGAUCGUAACUAGUACUGUCGGUGUCAUCACCACGUUAGCAGAAACUGCUGGUGACUUUGUCGGAGAGCGCUUUGUGGAGAGCGUGUGGCCCGUGCUGCGGUCUCUAAUGCAAGCUAUCAAUUUCGAGGCUGACGCAAAGUCUUCACGGCUUACGCGCUCCAUGCUGCUGAUAUCAAAGCCACACGAUGACGCGGUGAGUGAAGUAGAAGCACAAACUACUACGGACACUGAACUCAGCGCUGUGAGCGGGACGCGGAAAACGCAAGAGAUUCGUCAACUGCUGACGAUUCUGUCGUGUCUAACCACGGUAUGCCGACAAUCGGAGACGGUGACAAAACUUGUGCCUGAAAUCACACGCGUCUGCAGUAAAUACUUGAGUCGUGCAGCACCACGGGAGAUUGUGGAGCAAACCUCGGAGCUCUUUGCAGCGUUAGUACAGCUGAAUGGUGACGAAGUGUUCUGCACCGUAGCAGCACUAGCGGACUGGAUGCCACCAGCACCUCCGAGUGCGCGUUUCUCGAGAUAUGAACCAGACGCAGUUCAGCGUUUCUAUCGAGGUCAGUUGGCCGAUCUUAGUGCAGAAAUCAAGUAUUGUCGAGACAACGCUAACAUCUUGAUGCAGCGUUUGUUCACUUAA